AGACCUCUCUAGUCUUCUUGCCACCACGUGUACGGAACGCGCAACAUCCACACAUCUCCAACCACCCCAAUCACAGUAUCACUGGUAUCACUGGUAUCACUCGUCAGUUGCUAGUCAAUCUUUGAAGAGUGAACAUCAAAAUAACUAUUUCUAACACAGAAUUGUUAUAUGUAUAUUUGUUUAUAAUAAACAUAUAAAUAUAUAUUUUAAUUAACUAAAUAAAAUAAUUAAAUAUUUUUUUUAAUUCAAUUGAAAUAAUCAAUUAUAUAUAUAUAUAUUUUAAACCUGAGAAACAACAUGACACACUCAAAAAUUCAAGUUGAAGAUGAGGAGAGUCGUUUAGCCAUAAGAUUUUUACGUAAGAGAACUAAAAAAUUUAACUGGGGUCAUCAUAAAUCAUCACCAAAGGAUGACGAAAUAGAGAAGCAAGAUGAAAAAUUAAAAGGACUGGAAAUUGAACAUUUGACUGAAGCGGUCAACUCCAAACUAGAAAUCACCACGUCACAUCCAGAGGUUCAAGUUGAGGAUGAAGAGAGUCGUCUUGCAAUAAGAUUUUUAUGCAAACGGACAAAGAAAUUUAACUGGGGCCAUCAUGAUGACAACGUGGAGCAAAAUGAAUUACCGAAAAUAUCAAAAACCCAAAAAUUGAAUAAUAAUAUAUUAUUGAAAAUCAAAGAAACCAAACAAUCUAGUCAUGAAAAAAAAAAUGUACUUACAAAUAUGCCAGAUAUUACUAUUCCGUGUGAAUAUUGUCAUCGAAAUUUUUUCAAUUCAAAAGUUUAUUCUAUACAUCUUGAAAAAAAACAUAGCAUUGUCACUAAAGAAAUUAUAACUAUUUAA
Aphidius gifuensis is the source of this 840-nucleotide messenger RNA. RefSeq lists its product as uncharacterized. Lineage: Eukaryota; Metazoa; Arthropoda; Insecta; Hymenoptera; Braconidae. The record is from RefSeq and is a predicted model, not a curated record. The transcript is spliced from 4 exons. Bases 298 to 840 code for a protein of 180 amino acids.